UUAUUGUGAAAAUGUAAACCGGAAGCUCGUGUUAUUGUCGGUCCUUGAUGUAGGUUUAAGCUGCACCACUACAGUCUCAUUAGUUACGUGAAAGACUUCAACUGACUGGUAAUUAACCUCUUUUUAAAGAACACUAUGAAUCAAGAAAAGCUCGCCAAGCUCCAGGCACAAGUCCGGAUAGGUGGAAAGGGAACCGCACGCAGGAAGAAAAAGGUCGUUCACAAAACGGCAACAGCUGACGACAAAAAACUCCAGGGCUCGCUGAAGAAACUGGCUGUGAACAACAUCGCAGGGAUUGAAGAGGUGAACAUGAUUAAAGAUGACGGCACAGUGAUCCACUUCAACAACCCCAAAGUGCAGGCGUCUCUGUCUGCGAACACCUUCGCCAUCACGGGCCACGCCGAGACCAAGCAGCUGACAGAGAUGCUUCCCGGCAUCCUGAGCCAGCUGGGAGCCGACAGCCUCACUAGCCUGCGCAAGCUGGCAGAGCAGUUCCCACGGCAACCAAUGGACAUGAAAGCAGUGAAGGAGGAAAUUGCAGAAGAAGAGGACGAUGAUGUACCAGAUCUCGUGGAGAACUUCGAUGAAGCCUCAAAGAAUGAAGCAAACUGAUGAACCCUCUCUCCCCCCUCCUCCGUCAACCGUUUUAUUGUUUACCUCUUACGGACUCACAAAGGGCAUUUCCUCUUGUGGGGUUGUUAAAGGUGCAACGCAUCAUCUCCAGAGACAUGAAUCACUCCGGGUCAGGCUGUGAAAACAGCACAACAACAUGCAGAUACAGUGGGGUUUUGAUAUCUGUCAGCAUUGUGUCCAGGAUAUCACAGCUACGUCGCCUCCAUGCACCCAAAGGAAUCAAAUUACUUCAGAUGAAAGGUUUCUACAUGGUUAAACGUGGCUAGUAUUUAAGAGAUUGUUUAUGAAAUUACAUUUAAAGUGAAAGAGUUGUUCACUUUACAUAUAGUGGUGAUUUAUGAAUUUAAUAAAGCAUUUUUGAGCUACUAA
Messenger RNA from Notolabrus celidotus (New Zealand spotty), 1002 nucleotides. Its product is annotated as transcription factor BTF3 homolog 4-like. Bases 136 to 612 code for a protein of 158 amino acids. The record is from RefSeq and is a predicted model, not a curated record. NCBI's taxonomy places the organism in Eukaryota, Metazoa, Chordata, Actinopteri, Labriformes, Labridae. The transcript is spliced from 6 exons.